AUGGCCACGUUGGCUCCCAUUCCUGUAGUUCUUCCCCAAGACAAAGUGCCGACCAAAACAAACGUCAGAGAUAUCAUCGGCUCAUUUCUACCAGAAUGGCGAUCUGUGGACCCGGAUAGCCUGACCAUAUCAUACCAUGCAUCUUUCGUCAAUGCCCACUGUCCUGUCGAGCGACCAAGGCCGGCUACUGAUGUAUCUGCCGAACCCUUGAAGGUGUUUAUUAAAUUCCAUAAUAACACUGGCGGAGACCCUGAAGUCUUCAAGUAUCUGGUACCGAGCAAACAGGAGGAAGCAAUCAUCAGCUAUAAGUACGGCCAAUCCGGGCUAGGAGCAAAAGUGUAUGGAUUCUUCCAAACACAGGAUGGUACGCUCGGGAGAAUUGAUGAGUUCUUGGAUGCACGAAACAUGGAGCCGGAGGAUGUUGAGAAUACGAUCAUUCGAGCAGAUGUUGCUAAGGCAUUGGCGACGCUCAAUACCUUGGAUACUUCGUUGGAGAACAAGACAAUGAAGCCAUCUUGUGAAGCCAUGAUGAAUGGACUGAAGAAAUACCACAACAUGGACAAGCUAAAGGCACUUGGGAAAGAAGGAGGUAUCAGUGUGGACAACCUGGUUGAUUACGACUUUGUGACAAGGUUGAGAAAGGUUCUGAACCAGCUGGAAGCUAUGGAAGGAAAGACAGGAUGGUGCAUGCACGACGUUCAAUUCAUGAACGUUAUGGUGAAAAAUCAUCCGAAGGAAGAAGAAAGUAGAGUGGCCUUGAUUGACUUUGAGUUCGUGAUGCCAAACUACCGUGCCUUGGAUAUUGGUGGGCACUUUAUGCAGAAGAUGUUCAAGUGGUUUGACGAGGAGAGCAAGAUUGCGAAUUGCAGGAAGUAUACAGGGGAAGAGAAGAGACACUUCUGCCAGGAAUAUGCCAUACAGUGGAACCUACUGACCGGUGACUCGGAUACCGGGGACCAAGUGUUUUUGGAAAGCGAGUACGGAUACUUGUUGGCCCUUGCUUUUGAUAUCCAUAUGAUGCUGUGGUUCAUGAGCGAAGAAAACGACAAGGAUCCGUUGAAUCUUCUUGGACUUAACAAGCUGUUCGAAGAGUUUGUGGAUCAUCAAACUCCAUUUUGCGAAAUCAGCCGAAGCAACGACGACCUUGGGAAUAUCACAGAAACUCUUCUCUUGGUAUUCACCGCCUGCUAUCAGGAGCCACUCCCUUCUUAUUUAUUGGUGGACUUCACGCACGAGCUCUUCCUCCUUCCUAUCAUCUUCGCAACCAAAAAGUGCAAUAUGGAAGCAUACGGCAACAGUGAUGAACCGGCUCCGUCGUAUAGAUGGGCCGCAGAGGACCAUGAGUUGAUCAGUCAAUCGGCCGAUGUGCGGGCCGACGGCCGGAUCGAUGUCAAUCUCGAUUCGGUCAUUUCUAGGAAUAUUGCUAAGAGUAUCGCCCAGGUCAUCGAUCUACAGCAAGAGGACUUACAUAAUCCCCCUCCGAGUUAUGAGGACCAGCAAAAGGUUCCACCUUUCGCCUUUGAUCUUCAGCUCAACAUUGUCAUUCAGAUUGUAGGCAGUCGAGGGGAUGUGCAACCCUUUGUUGCCUUGGGAAAUGAGCUCCAAAAACAUGGUCAUCGUGUUCGGAUUGCCACUCACGAUGUAUUUGCGGAUUUUGUCACGCAAUCUGGAUUGGAAUUCUUCCCGAUUGGCGGAAAUCCAGUUGAAUUGAUGGCUUACAUGGUCAAGAACCCGGGAUUGCUGCCUCAGAUGGAGACCUUACGAUCAGGAGAAAUCCAGAAGAAGCGGGCUAUGGUCAGGACAAUGCUCGACGGCUGCUGGCGGUCGUGUAUCGAGAAUGACCCAAUAUCAAAUGAACCCUUUGUGGCAGACGCCAUCAUUGCGAACCCUCCUAGUUUUGCACACAUUCACUGUGCCCAAGCACUGAGCAUUCCCCUACACCUCAUGUUUACUAUGCCAUGGAGCAGCACGAGGGAAUUUCCUCACCCUCUUGCAAAUUUGAAGCCCUCGCGGAUGGAUCCAAGUAUAGCAAACCUCGUUUCUUUUGGUGUGGCAGAGUGGCUCACCUGGCAAGGAUUGGGUGAUGUUAUCAAUAAAUGGCGAGCGACUCUAGACUUGGAACCAAUUGCAAUGGUACAGGGACCCAGCCUAGCGGAAUCUUUGAAAAUUCCCUUUACGUACUGCUGGUCUCCUGCGUUAGUCCCCAAGCCAAUGGAUUGGCCCGCGCACAUUGAUGUUUGUGGUUUCUUUUUCAGAGAUCAACCGAUAUAUAAGCCGUCUGAGGAAUUGAUGACGUUCCUUGAGUCCGGCCUACCUCCAGUCUACAUCGGAUUUGGAAGUAUUGUGGUUGAAGAGCCCCAAUCAUUGACCAACGCCGUGCUAAGGGCUGUGGCUCGAGCUGGUGUCAGGGCCAUUGUGUCGCGAGGCUGGAGUAACCUUGGCGGGGGUUCCCCUAAUUCUAAAGAUGUCUUCUACCUCGACGACUGCCCACAUGAAUGGCUGUUUCAGCGUGUCGCGGCAGUGGUUCACCACGGAGGAGCGGGAACUACAGCUUGUGGACUCUUCAAUGGGCGACCGACUGUAGUUGUACCAUUCUUUGGAGAUCAACCAUUCUGGGGAGACAUGAUAGCAAGAGCGGGUGCUGGCCCGCGUCCCAUCCCUCAAGCUUCUCUCAAUGCACGAAACCUUGCAGAUGCUAUUCGCUUUUGCCUGACGGCAGAAGCCAACGAAGCGGCGCAAAAGAUUUCAAUGAAAAUGCAGACCGAAUCUGGCUUAAAUGCUGCGGUUGAAUCAUUUUAUAGGCAUUUGCCGGCCCAAAGAAUGCGUUGCCAGAUCAUGCCCAAGCAGGCAGCUGUUUGGACGUAUACUAAGUCUAAGAGGCAAAUAAAACUUUCAAAACCAGCUGUUCAAACGUUGAUUGAUCAUUCAAAGAUUGAGGUAAAGCAUCUCCGGUGCCAUGACAUCAAUCCACUCAUUAUUGAAAACCGUCGGUGGGAUCCUCUUACUGGGAUAUUGUCCGCUACUGCAACCACCGGAUCCAACAUGCUCAAAUCCACCACUGGCAUGAAUACUACGUUGAGGGACUUACAGCCUUUGUCGUCAACAUCCUCAAUUUCCACUAGCGGCCAACAGAGUGGAAAACGGGGCGGAAAAUCUGCGUCUACCGCAAUUUCCAUGGCUGGCGCCUUUCUUGGUGGUUUUGGCAAGUUCACUGGCACGUACUUCAAAGGCGUCGUAGUGGACAUUCCCCACGCAGCGGCCGAGGGCUUCCGCCAGGUUCCCCGACUCUAUGGCGAAGAGCCCAAAGACUACGGUACCAUUGACGGCUGGAAAUCAGGAGCAGUUUUUGGCGGCCGAAACUUUGUCGAUGGGAUGACUGAUGGCUUCAAGGGUCUUGUCACGGAGCCGUAUCAAGGAGCCAAGGAGGAGGGAGCGUUAGGCGCGGUCAAAGGGUUCGCAAAAGGUACCAUUGGCUUUGCUACCAAAAUCCCAUCCGCCGGAUUGGGCUUGGUUGCCUAUCCUUUCCAAGGCAUCGCAAAGAGUAUCGAAUCGACGGUCCGAUCCAAGACUCGAAAGGCUGUCAUCAAUGCACGCCUAAAAGAUGGGUACUCUCUGACCCAAAGGCAGAAUAUGACACCUGAGGAGCAAAACUAUGUCUUGCGAACUUUUGAGACUCUUUUACGUGGCACGAGUACUUGA
This is a messenger RNA of Penicillium arizonense, 3699 nucleotides long. RefSeq lists its product as uncharacterized. Lineage: Eukaryota; Fungi; Ascomycota; Eurotiomycetes; Eurotiales; Aspergillaceae. Gene Ontology annotation, biological process: carbohydrate metabolic process. The record is from RefSeq and is a predicted model, not a curated record. Gene Ontology annotation, molecular function: UDP-glycosyltransferase activity; hexosyltransferase activity. The coding region runs from base 1 to 3699 and encodes 1232 amino acids. The transcript has 10 exons.